CUGGUUCAACAAUAUCGCUAAAGUGUGGAACAGGUUCCGGUUCUGGCCCUAGAACCGAAUCGAGCCGAACCGUGGCACCAGCUUGACGGAUUUUCUCCCUGUAUCAGCACCCGAUAACUCAACACUCCCAUCUUAGGUUUAGCAGUCUCCCCGUCCUGAAUUGGAACACCAAGGGUCGAUGGACCCCUCAGGAAAUCUCGGUGCAGGAGAAAAAAAAGGCUUUACGUCUCUUGCUCAUCACAUAUUCCAGGACAAUCACGUCGCCCAUACUCUCCCUCCUCUCUUUGAGCCUAAGUCUGCCGCCACUACUGUUGAGCGUGAAGUCAAUAAUGGCACAAAGUACGGGGUAAUUGAGGGCGCAGAGGGCAGUGUCAAUAAAGAGGUGCCACUUGGAAGCCCAUCUAUUAAUAGAGAGCCCGUUAUUGAAAGCGGAGAGGAUGUAUCCAACUUUGUCAUCGAUGACCGUGACGAUGGAGACCCAGCGGUAACCUUCAGAUCGUUUGUGCUUGGGACCAUCAUCGCGGGAUUAGGUGCGGCGUUGGCUCAGAUUUACAUCUUUAAACCAACAGAUGUUACCGUCUCCGGAAUCUUCUUGAUGCUCAUCAUCUACACUUCCGGCAAUGUAUGGGCGAAUCUCUUUCCCCAGGCUCAUUUCUUCGAGAAGCGAGGCUGGAGCCGUGCGGCGAGAGUUUUCACAUUUGUAAACCCUGGCCCGUUUGGCCUUAAGGAGCAUGUCAUCGCUACGGUAAUCUCCUCAAGUGCUUCCGGAACCUCGACCGCAGUGCAAAACUUCGCUGUCCAGAAACUCUUCUACAGUGCUAACGUGAACGCAACGACAGCCGUACUUGCUACUUUCAGUACUGGCAUGUUUGGAUACGGACUUGUUGGUUUAUUAAGACCUCUAACAGUAUACCCUGCCGAGAUGGUAUACUGGGGUCAACUCCCCAUCGUUACAGUAUUCCAAUCUCUCCACUGGGACAAGAAAUCGGCGAGGAAGCGCCUUAAGCUUUUCUGGACUGCGUUUACGGGAAUAGCCCUUUGGGAAGUCUUCCCUGCGUACAUAUUCCCGACGCUUAACGGUGUAUCACUCUUCUGCAUCGCCUCGGUGACAGCACCGACCAAUAUCCGAACUGUCUUCAUGCAUAUCUUUGGAGGUGGGAACGCUAACGAGGGUCUUGGACUGGGCUCUCUGAGCCUUGAUUGGCAGUAUAUUGGAAGCGAGUUCAUGUCCAAGCAAAUUCGUGGGUUGGUUAUGCAAUUUGUUACGCCGCCAUGGCAGGAAUCUAUUUCGGAAACGUGUGGAACGCAAGUCAUUUUCCAAUCUGCAAAGAACUACCCUAUGUUGUCAACCUCUAUUUUCAACCUUCAGGGGGACCGUUACAACCAAACUUUCGUUUUCGGAACGAAGUUUCAGCUUAACGAAACUGCACUGGCCAUCGAGGGAUUACCUCAGCUUACAGGCACAACCGUUUGGACGUACAUGACUUCUUGUUGGUCUAGAAAUUGGAGCAAUACAACGGGUCCGCACUUAACGCAGAUCGGGGGUCUGAUCGCGCAUUGCAUGCUUUUCUGGCGUGGAUACGUGUGGGACUCGUUUAAACUUUCCAAGACGGGCAAGCAGCCAGACAGGCACUGGAUCGCAAUGCAGAAGUACGAAGAAGUGGAGUGGUGGUGGUACAUUAUAUUGCUUGCACUCGCUUUCUUUGCCGGUCUUAUUGUGAUCAUCAAGGGGAAUACAACUCUCCCUUGGUAUGGCUACAUUAUUGCGCUCCUCGGGUCAUUUGUUACACCGUUCUCAAACUUGUUGUACGCUCGACUUGGAAACGGUAUCGCCACGAAUCAAUUGAUGAAAAUGGUUGCUGGUGCUUUACAUCCUGGAAAACCCGUGUCCAACUUGUACUUCUCCAUGUGGAGCCACGACGUUGUUGGUGCUUCGAUCGGCCUUGCAGGCGAUUUGAAAAUGGGCCAGUACCUCAAGAUUCCUCCGCGCGCUCUUUUCAUGGCACAAAUCUGGGGUACCCUCCUAGGUGCAUUCAUCAAUUAUGCCGUCAUGACCUCUAUCAUCGACUCUCAAAAAGACACACUUCUUGAUCCGAUUGGCACAAAUGUCUGGAGUGGGGCGACUGUCCAAAGUUUGAACUCAGCUGCCGUUACGUGGAGUUUGGCGGGAAAGAUCUACGGAGCUAGUGGUCCAUAUGUUUGGAAAUGGCUGCUGUGCAGCCCUGACCUUGCUUAUGAUAAGGCUUUUGCAUGUGAAGUUAGCGGAACAGGAAUGUUUUCUGCCAACAUCAUUGAUCUUUCCAUCAAACUGGUGUUCUUUUCCCUUUUCUUUUUGUCUGCCAUGAGCACGCUACAUUCACCAUUACCUGCCACCAGUUAG
Cantharellus anzutake is the source of this 2380-nucleotide messenger RNA. Its product is annotated as OPT oligopeptide transporter protein-domain-containing protein. Gene Ontology annotation, molecular function: oligopeptide transmembrane transporter activity. NCBI's taxonomy places the organism in Eukaryota, Fungi, Basidiomycota, Agaricomycetes, Cantharellales, Hydnaceae. The record is from RefSeq and is a predicted model, not a curated record. The transcript has 19 exons. Bases 179 to 2380 code for a protein of 733 amino acids. Gene Ontology annotation, biological process: transmembrane transport.